UCUUCUUUUUCUCUGCGUUUCCUGAUUCCUCCCUUUGCUUUCCACAAAGAGUCGAACCCUCUCUCAGAAGCAGCUAACGGGGACUCAGUGUGGACAUGAGGAUGGGCCUCACUGUCGUCUGUGUGCCGGGGCUUUUCUUGAUGAAUAUUCUCCUCUACUGUGGACACGCUCAAGAUAUCUGGCUGUAUGUGGACCCAUACAGGUCAGCUUUCUUCACUGGAGAGUCUGUGACCUUCACAUGUAGCGUGACAGGAGAAGAGAAGGACUGGUAUUACUCAUUCAGGAGGGAUGGUUCUUCUUUUAACAACAACAUCCAUCAAAAGACGAUGACACGAUCUGUAACUCCAGCCCUCAGUGGUGAAUAUCAGUGUUUUGCAAGUCACAAGCGUCAACAAAUUGAUUUAGAAAGUAAUAAAGUCUCUAUAACUGUUUCAGGUGAACCCAAGCCGGUCCUCACGGCGGCUCCAUCGUGGCCGAGUCCCGGAGGCUCGGUGACUCUGACCUGCAGCGUUGACCCUCCGUCUGCAGGAUGGAGGUUCUUCUGGUACCGGGUUGUUCCCUUACUGCCAGCCUCCUACAGACUGAAGCUGCUACCGGGCAGCACCAACGGUACCGAGCGGAACUCCUACACCGCUCACGGGCACGCGCGCACAGCGGGAUACGCGUGCCGAGCCGCGCGAGGAGACCCGGUGUUCCGCUCCUCGUACAGUGAGCCUCAGUUCGUCUGGUCUGCAGAUUUCCAUCCAGCAGCGUCUCUCACAGUGAGUCCUCCCAGAAUGCAGUUCUUCAGCAAAGAGCCACUGUCACUGAGCUGUGAGGGAAACUCUACUGAAUGGAGAGUGAGCAGUUUUAUUAUAUAUGACCAGAAUACCUUCUACUCAUACUGUUCUCACUGGGGAACCAUGACUGGACCCACGUGCACAGUGUCCGACUCCUGGACUGGUGUGUACUGGUGUGAGUCUGAAACGGGGCAGUUCAGCAACGCAGCCAACAUCACGAUACAGAGCGGUGAUGUCAUCCUGGUGAGCUCUGUCCACCCGGUGACUGAGGGACAGUCGGUCACUCUGGGCUGCAGGUUGAAGACAGAAGAGCUUCUUCAUCACGUGGAUUUCUAUAAAAACGGCAAACUCAUCCCAGAUCAUAGCAGCGGGGAGCUGUUCAUCUCUGAAGCUACGAAGUCAGAUGAAGGUUUCUACAAAUGUGAAGCAAGAGAUUCAACUCGAGGUUUGAGGAGCUCGUCACCUCAGAGCUGGAUGUCAGUCAAAUCUGCAGCCCCCAGCUCUCCGUUCCCCGUGCUGAUGAUUGUUGGUCUGGUUUCUGGAGUUUCUCUGAUUAUUCUCCUGCUGCUGUUUCUGUAUUUCUGCUACAGAAGGUCAAAAGAUUCUCGCAUUGUGAGGUCUGAGAGCACCAAUCAGAGCGCAGCUACAGACCACGUGACCAACCAGGAUGAAACUCAAAACAACACAUAUGCCUCUCCUUUCCGUGGUGAAUCCACGCUCAAUUAUUCUGUGCUUGAGCUUGGAAAAAUGACAAAGAAGGGGAAGAGUCGUGAAGCAGACGAGGACAUCGAUUACUCUGACGGGAAGAUGGCUUCAGCUGCAGACGACGGUGUGAUGUACGCCCAGGUUCAUCCUCGCAAGAGAGAUGAAGGGAGAUCAAGAUCUGCAGCAGCAGAUGAAACUGUUUAUUCUGAAAUCAAACCAGGGACAACUCGUGAUCAAUGAAGACAUCCGUGUGCACAACACUGGUCAGCAUGAAAAACUAAAUCUGUUUUUGAUCAAUAUUUGCAGCUUUUUAUUAAAUAUAAUCUGUGUGGGCGGAUUUUCUAUCUGACGAGUCUUUUGUACAGUUAAUAUAUUAGGAGAUGAUUUAGAGGAAAUCAUCAAAUGGUUUUAAUCUUCUGUAUUUUUAAAAGUUUUUUAAAAGUGUCAAUAAACUUUUGUUUGCAAUAA
Molecule: messenger RNA, 1952 nt
Organism: Pseudoliparis swirei
Lineage: Eukaryota; Metazoa; Chordata; Actinopteri; Perciformes; Liparidae
Product: low affinity immunoglobulin gamma Fc region receptor II-a-like
Exons: 14
Coding region: 96-1724 (542 amino acids)
Biological process (GO): cell surface receptor signaling pathway
Molecular function (GO): transmembrane signaling receptor activity
Source: RefSeq, a predicted model, not a curated record